Ostreobium quekettii is the source of this 882-nucleotide messenger RNA. Lineage: Eukaryota; Viridiplantae; Chlorophyta; Ulvophyceae; Bryopsidales; Ostreobiaceae. The record is from the annotation of a GenBank genome assembly.
AUGCUGGCUGCGCUGCGGCGCCGCACCGGGCGGUGCCGCCAGCUCGCCCCCUUGCUCGGCCAGGCCGCCUUCGGCCUCUCCGCCUCCGCGCCCGGCGACCGCGAUCCCACCCCCGGCGUCGACUUCGGCUUCGCGCGCGUCGCCGAGGACGCCAAGGCGCGGCUGAUCGGCGACCUGUUCGGCCGCGUGGCACCGCGCUACGAUUUUAUGAAUGAUCUGAUGAGCGGCGGGCUGCACAGGCUGUGGAAAGAUCGGCUGGUGGCCCGCCUGGGGCCCUUUCCUGGCAUGCGGCACCUGGACGUCGCCGGGGGCACCGGGGACGUCGCGUUCAGGGUGCUGGACGCCAUCCGUGCAGCCGAGGCCAGGAGGGCGCGCAGCGUGGCGGUCAAGGGGUCCGUGGUGGUGUGCGAUCUGACGCCGGAGAUGCUGGAGGCGGGCAAGCGGCGGGCGGCGAACAGAAGGAUCGAUCAGGGGCUGGAAUGGGUGCAAGGCGACGCGGAGGCCCUGCCACUGGAGGACGACUCCGUGGAUGGGUACACGGUGGCGUUUGGGAUUCGGAAUGUGACGCACAUCGACCGGGCACUGAGCGAGGCUUUGCGUGUUUUGAAGCCAGGGGGCCAUUUCCUGUGCCUGGAGUUCUCGAAAGUGGAGGGGCGGGCACUGGCGCAGCUGUACGAUGCAUACUCGUUCAACGUGAUACCGAUGCUGGGGCGCUGGGUGGCAGGGGACGAGGGCAGCUACAGGUACCUGGUGGAGAGCAUCAGGAGGUUUCCGCCACAGGAUGAGUUUGCUGGGAUGAUCAAGGGGGCGGGGUUUGGUUGCGUGAGCUACGAGAACUUGAUGGCGGGUGUGGUGGCGAUCCACUCUGGAUUCAAGCUGUGA